Messenger RNA from Musca vetustissima, 1323 nucleotides. RefSeq lists its product as uncharacterized. The transcript has a single exon. NCBI's taxonomy places the organism in Eukaryota, Metazoa, Arthropoda, Insecta, Diptera, Muscidae. Bases 1 to 1323 code for a protein of 440 amino acids. The record is from RefSeq and is a predicted model, not a curated record.
AUGGCCACUGCAAUUGAACUGUCCACCAUGGAGGUGGAAAAAUUGUGUCACCAAUAUUUUGGUCAGAAGGAUCUCUUCGGAUCCGAAAACCCCUCUUCUAAUGGAAAUUUACACUUGAAUGUAAUCCGUUAUCAAUUACAACCCAUAUCCGAUAGUCCUUCGGGAUUUUUUGGCCACCAUCGUUUCCUGGUGGUCGAUGUCCAGGUUGCCAAUACAGCUGAGGAUGGCCACGAAACCAUAAAUUUCAACAGAAUUCGUUUCUUUAUCAAAGCAGCCCCAGUGGAGAAUGUUUCCCGCAUGGAUUAUUUGGAAGAAUUUGGAGUCUACAAAAAGGAAAUAAUGGUCUAUCGAGAUGUUCUACCAGCACUGCAGAAAAUAUUUCCCGGAGUGGCGCCCAAGUGUUAUUAUGCCGAUAAUAAUUUGUUAGUUUUCGAGGAGUUACAACAAAUGGGUCAUAAAAUGGCUGCCGGCAGGGAUGGCCUAUUGGACUAUGAGCAUUUGCAGAGUGCAGUGAAGACACUGGCCCGCCUGCAUGCAGCUUCGAUGGCGUUUGAGUAUCAACACAAUGUGAAAAUUAAUGAAAUUUAUCCUUUAGCCACCAAAGAAGAUGCCUAUCCCGAGAAUUUGCCUACCACUCACGUACGCUAUCAAAAUUUCGUCAAUGGUCUGGAGGUGUUUGGUGAAUUAAUUAAACAAAUGCCGAAAUAUGAGAAGCAUGUGGAUUAUAUUUUAGCGAACUUGAAAUCCAAAAUGUCAAUAAUAUUCCAACUGGCUCAACCCUCAAAGGAAUUUCGAAAUGUCUUCUCACAUGGUGAUUUAUGGGCCAAUAAUAUGAUGUACAAAUUAUCAGAUGAUAAUUCCCUGGAAUGUCGUUUAGUGGAUUUUCAAUUAUCCCGUUAUGCACCACCAAUGUUGGAUUUAAUAACCCUACUCACCAUACCCACUUCACGGGAAUUUCGUUCGAAGUACCUUAUGCAAUUGUUGCAGGAUUAUUAUGGAUUCCUGAGGGAAUUUUUAAAACUUAAACAUCUGGAUAUUGAGGAGCUCCUAAGUCCCGCGGAAUUUUGGCAUACAUUUGAACUGUAUCGCAUUUGUGGCCUUAUCGAAAGUUGUUUCUUUUGUCAUUUCAUAAUUUUACCUGUGGAAUUGACUCAGUGCCUAACGGCGACCACUGAGGGUUUCAGUGAUUUCUUCGCCCGUAAACGUGUGGAAAUAUGUCUCAAGGUAUUCCACACGGAUGAAAUCUAUAGGCGGAGAUUAACUGAUAUGUUGGAGGAUUUGGUGGAUAAUUAUAUUCUGGAGAAGGGGGGAGAAGAAAAAUGA